GCGACUUCUGCUUCGUUUCAUGGUGCCGUUGGUCUUCAAAACGGAAGCAGCUAUCAGAUUGAUAAAAAGAACUUUUGGCGAUACGCCGGAUUUAUUGCCACUCCAGAAAUUCGUGUCAAGUGACCCAACUUUCAUAGAUCACAUUGGAGAAGACAGUUCCGGAAGUCGGCAGACUCUCGCACUCAUAACAGCAACUACAGACUUCGAUGACACCAUUGACUUCCUAUUUCCGUUAGAUGUUCUCGAUGAAUUCAAUGACAGAAUCUUAGACAAGUUACCGGGCGAUUUUCGUAAGUACUGCAAAAAGACAUUGACCAUGGACUCUAUUCACGAAGCAAACAGACUCUUAUUUCAGUUCAGACAACCUCAAAGAAGCAGAGCACACUCAGUUCAAUGCACCAGAAAACACUCCCGACUAUCUCGCGAUGUAACUCAUCCUAGAGUUCCUCAUCGCCUUGAUCUAAAACCAAACUGCAUUUGCGCGAUUCAACGAAAUCUCUCGGUGAAAAAGGUGUUGGUGAGAAACGGGCGCGUGCGCAUGAUUGCACUGCAUCGUCGAAUCAUCGAAGUCCAAUUUCUCAAUACGUUUGAGAGCCACUGCAUCUCGCGCAUAACCUUUUCGUUCCAUCCAAACUGUUCGUCAUGGACAGUAAAUCUCAGACAAUUUCCACUCAGACCCGCAUAUGCAACUACAUUCAGUGGUUGUAAAGGUUUGACGUUAGCGCGGACCGUCCUUGACCUGCGAAAAGACCCGUUUGCUCACGGUCAAUUGUAUACAGCUUUGUCGAGGGUCAGAUCUUCAGAACGCGAAGAGACACGCUGUGUCUAUUUGCGGAGACGCACGAAGGAUAAGACUGCAAACAUUGUAUUCAGUGACCUGCUACUGUAGACACC
Messenger RNA from Suillus discolor, 894 nucleotides. RefSeq lists its product as uncharacterized. The transcript has a single exon. The record is from RefSeq and is a predicted model, not a curated record. NCBI's taxonomy places the organism in Eukaryota, Fungi, Basidiomycota, Agaricomycetes, Boletales, Suillaceae. Bases 20 to 889 code for a protein of 289 amino acids.